Molecule: messenger RNA, 2450 nt
Organism: Chiloscyllium plagiosum (whitespotted bambooshark)
Lineage: Eukaryota; Metazoa; Chordata; Chondrichthyes; Orectolobiformes; Hemiscylliidae
Gene: pdcl
Product: phosducin-like
Biological process (GO): heterotrimeric G-protein complex assembly; regulation of G protein-coupled receptor signaling pathway
Cellular component (GO): cytoplasm
Source: RefSeq, a predicted model, not a curated record
AUCAUCUUUCGGUGAUUGGCCGGCGCGGGCUGUCAGUCAGGCGAUGUCACAAUCAAUGGGCGGGCAGACAGGCGGGUGUUACGGAGCGGGCGCUGGAACUGUUAGUUUUUGACUUUGGUCCAAAUCACGGGUUGCAAUGACUACUUUGGACGAUAAAAUCCUUGGAGAGAAGCUCCAGUACUAUUAUAGUAGCAGUGAGGAUGAAGACAGCGACCGUGAUGACACUAACCAAAAAACCAUCAAGAAUCCUGGGAUUUCUGUGGGUGCAGAGGUCCGAGAGCGCAGUGCUAUCAACACAGGACCUAAAGGAGUAAUAAACGACUGGCGCCGUUUCAAACAGCUUGAAACAGAACAGCGUGUAGAGCAGCGUCGGGAGAUGCGAAGACUCAUCAAGAAACUCUCGAUGAGUUGUAGGUCUCACCUGGAUGAGGAGAAAGACCAGCAGAAGCAGCAAGUGCUCCAAGAGAAGAUGAAUGGAAAGAUGACAAUGAAAGAGUGUAACAUGCUACAUGAAAAGGAUGAUGAGGCGUUCUUGGAGCAGUACAGGAAGCAACGAAUGGAGGAGAUGAGGGAACAUCUGUACAGUGGCAAACGUUUUGAAGAGAUCUAUGAACUGGAGAGCUCACAGGCUUUCCUGGACACAAUCGACAAAGAGGAAAAGAAUACUCUCAUAAUGGUGCAUAUCUAUGAAGAUGACCAUCCUGGAUGUGAAGCUAUGAACGGGUGUCUGCUCUGUCUGGCUGCAGAAUAUCCAGUUGUGAAAUUCUGCAAAGUCCGCAGUUCUGUAAUUGGAGCCAGUGCACGAUUCACUGGUAAUGCUUUACCUGCUUUGCUAGUCUACAAAUGUGGAGAUUUGAUUGGCAACUUUGUGCGCAUCACUGACCAACUUGGAUAUGACUUUUUUGCAGUGGAUUUGGAGGCAUUUUUGCGUGAGUAUGGUGUACUGCCAGAAAAAGAUGUGGUGUCACCCACAUCUAUUCAGAGUGCUUCAGUGUCUCGUAGUGAUGAUAGUGAUCUGGACGUUGACUAACAUCAUGGUAUCUUCCUUAUGAUUUAAUAGUUCAGCACGGUCAGCAUUGAGGCAUAGUUUAUUUGAGAGCAAAUUAAAAACAAGUUACAGUUUUAGAAAAAUGAACAGCCAGUACCUAAUUUAUUAUGGGAUCUAGCAAGUCAUGGUAUGGCAUGUUUUUAAUCUUUACAUUAGUUCAUUCUUAGCAAAUAUACAUUAAUCAGGCCAGCAAUUUUUGUUUAGAUUAUUUUUCGCCUUUAACAUAUGGUCCUAUAGCUGUAUACUUCAUAAUUUUAACUUUUGUUAAAAUAGCAGCCCCUGCUCCCACUGACAUUAAAAAUGUUACUGAUAGCAGAACAACUUGAAUCAUUCCAAUAUGUUUAUUGUAGAAAAUAUUUACUUCGGAGUGGUUCCAAAACGUAGUUGGAAAUGUUCCUCGCAACAAAAUUCUUAAGUCAAGCUAUGCAUUUGAUGAAGCUAUGCUAAACAUACAGUUAGAUUUGUACUAAUGAUUGCAAAUAAUGAAGAUCUGACUGCAUGCUUAGUUUUUGGAUAACUAAAUAUAUCUACUGCGAUAGGUAUACUGUAGCACUGUAUAUAAUUUCCUUUAUAUUCUAAAUGUUUCUCCAAAUUUCAUUUUUCUGGUAAUUUUUCUAAUUAUAAAAUCUUCUUUCCAUCUAAUUCUUCAGACUUUUAGUUCUUUGUGAUUUGUACCAGAAUCUGCAGCCACUUUUUCGAACAUGUUUUUGGAUAGCUAUUUGGUAGAUCCAGAUUCCUGUUCAUCACCUGUAAUUCUAAUUCUAAAGGCCAGCCCUGAGCAACUAAAGGGAUAACAUGAUUUCCUUUUUACUUUGAUUUUUAUUUCUACCUCCUUGUUCCCUUUGCACUUAUGUUUCCGAAGGCUUUCUUGCAAUGCUCUAAUUUGUAAUGAUUUAUUUACUUUGUGAACUGCAUAUAGAAACCAGUAGUUUAUAUCCUUCCUAAAAUUGAAAAACUGCAAGCAUUAUCUUCAUUAUAUUUAAUACAAAUUUGUAUUUAAUGCAAAAAUAGAUGCAUCUUAAUUUAUUUCUAUUAGUUAUGCUGUGAAGCAUGAUUGUUCAUGUUAACUGUCAUUAUUUGCAUGAAGUUUUAAGAAAGCACCAAAAUUACAAUAAAUGUAGUGUUGGAGUGUUAAGGUGCUUCAUUCUUGUUGUAACUACCAGAUUUUAUAGGCAAUGUUGAAGGAUUCUCGUUUUUGUGCUUAGCAUUUACAUUGUGAACAUGUCACUGUACAUCAGUUUAAAAUGUCAAAUUGAUCGAAGUUAUUGUGUAAUGUUUUAACAUUGCUGCAACUUUUGUAACAUUGCUUCUUGUGUACUGUUUUUAGUAGUUCCAUCUACAAAGGAAAAUCAACGUGCUCUUUCCAUUGUCUGCUAAUCUAAUAAAAAAAAGUGAUAUCAGA